Messenger RNA from Protopolystoma xenopodis, 255 nucleotides. NCBI's taxonomy places the organism in Eukaryota, Metazoa, Platyhelminthes, Monogenea, Polystomatidea, Polystomatidae. The record is from the annotation of a GenBank genome assembly.
AUGCUUCAUUCUAAUUGUGACAUAAACGAGACUAAGGAUGUCAACCGAGUUUACGAUGAGCUGCCGGUUUCACGCAGUCGUGGCGCUUUUCCUGCUUCUUAUUUGCCGUCAAGACGUUUCAUCAAAGAGACUGCUGGUUGCUGGAAGAGAAGCAAAAAAAGCGUUUGCUGCAACUGGCCUCGACGUUGCUACGUCGUCGAAGAUGAAGAUGAUGAUGAUGAUGAUGUAAAUGCUGGAUACGGCCUCCGUGAUUAG